Macrosiphum euphorbiae (potato aphid) is the source of this 753-nucleotide messenger RNA. The record is from the annotation of a GenBank genome assembly. NCBI's taxonomy places the organism in Eukaryota, Metazoa, Arthropoda, Insecta, Hemiptera, Aphididae.
AUGCCUUUAAAAUUUGUUAAAAGCCAAAAAGUUAAACAACUUUUAAUAAACAAUGGAUAUUUGCAUAUAUAUUAUAAAAAGGGUAGUGAUAAAUUCAUUUGGCGUUGUGUUGAUUAUCAAAAAUAUAAAUGCAGCUCAUGCUUUACGUCAACAAUGGAUGAAACUGGGACAAUUAUGAAAGAGUCAGUUCAUUAUCAUGCACCAGAUAUUUCAAAUGUCCAGGCAAAAAUAGUUAUUGAAAAAUUAAAAGAAAACGCCUUAAUCACAGAAUUAUCAACAAGAAACAUUAUUAGUAGAACAAUGUCAACAACUGAAGUUGGUGUGGUUGGCCAGUUACCAAGUAUAACUUCGAUGUCUAGUACAAUCCAAAGAGUGAGAACGAAAAAUGAAAAACCACCUGAAAACCCACUGACCAUUCACGAUUUGGUAUUACCCGAUGAAUAUAAGAACAUACACGGUAAUAAUUUUUUAAUGUAUGAUAAUAAAAAAGAAAAUAGAAUAUUAAUGUUUGCUACAAAAGAAAAUUUGGACACACUUCAUACAUUUAAAAAUUGGAUGGCAGAUGGAACAUUUCGAGCAGAACAAACUUUACAAGAGGUUCGGUUAGAAAAAUUAAUUUCUGGAGAGCCUAGUCCAAAAAAAAAAAAAAAAUAUAAGAACCACGAUGAAAUGAUAUUGAACGUAGUGCAAAAAUUCAAUGAAACUCCAGCCGUUCUUUACUUAAGAGGAAUUGCUCAAAACAUAAAAUUUUAA